AUGAAAAAUCCUACACGCAGAUCUUCUUUGGGUACUCUCUGUUAUUCGUUUCUAUCUCGACAUCCCGUUCCUUGCGUCUCAAUUAUUUUUCUUUUUCCCUCUAUCAUCUUUUAUUCAUCCACCCCUUUCUUUAUCUCUUUCCCUCUCUAUCUGUAUCUAUCUCCACUCUCUUUCCCAUCCUUUUUCUUUUUUCUUUCUUUUUUUUUGUUUUCUUCUUUCUUUCUAUAUUUCUCCUUUCUUUGGUUUCUUCUUUCUUUCUUUCUUUAUUUUUAUCUUUCUUCUUUCUUUUUCUUCUUUCUUUUCAGUUCUUUCUGUCUUUCUUCCUCAAAAGAUGACCUCCAUUUUUUUUUUUUACAUUUCUCCAGUCGUAUCAAUAACAGCGAACUUCGUCACUUAUCUUCCAACCAACGAUAUUUUCUUUCCGAGUUCUUUUUCCACGGGAUUAACUACUGUUACCGAAAUAGCAGAAAAGUUGGAUUUAGCCAGCCAAUGAUUAAUUCACGCACGUACGCACACACGCACAUUCUAUCUAUCUAUCUAUCUAUCUAUCUAUCUAUCUAUCUAUCUAUCUAUCUAUCUAUAUUUUUCUCUUUCACUAACGCUCAAUCUAAACUCAUAUCUAUCAAAAAGAAUUGCAUCAUCGCGAGACGAGUUGCAAUCUGCUUCAAUGAGGACAACAAUCCGAACGAUAUAAAUACUGUAAAUACCUCUCUCUCUCUCUCUCUCUCUCUAUCUAUCUAUCUAUCUAUCUAUCUAUCUAUUUGCAAUAUAAACCACAGUGACAGCAUCUAUCUAUCUAUCUAUCUAUCUAUCUAUCUAUCUAUGACAUUUCAAAUCUGUGUAUAUGAAUAUUUUCCUCUCUACCUACAAAUGUUCAUAUUUAUCUCUAUUCAUUAUAUAUAUCACUCUAUUCUUUUUACACAUCAUCUCUCUUUUUUUAUCAUAUUAUUCUAG
This is a messenger RNA of Acanthosepion pharaonis, 954 nucleotides long. The record is from the annotation of a GenBank genome assembly. NCBI's taxonomy places the organism in Eukaryota, Metazoa, Mollusca, Cephalopoda, Sepiida, Sepiidae.